Molecule: messenger RNA, 1464 nt
Organism: Colletotrichum scovillei
Lineage: Eukaryota; Fungi; Ascomycota; Sordariomycetes; Glomerellales; Glomerellaceae
Product: finger protein
Exons: 6
Coding region: 1-1464 (487 amino acids)
Biological process (GO): DNA-templated transcription; positive regulation of transcription by RNA polymerase II
Cellular component (GO): nucleus
Molecular function (GO): zinc ion binding; sequence-specific DNA binding
Source: RefSeq, a predicted model, not a curated record
AUGGUUAGAAGGUAUUUCGACUUCGGUGCCACGACCCAUCGCUUCUUGCACCGGCCUACGAUUCAGUCUUGGCUGGAGGAGUUGUAUGAGACGAAUGGCUUUAUGCUCUACAAGGAGUCGGCAAGAAGUCAAACUGCACUUCUAUUCAUGGUCUUUGCGCACUCGAACAGUUACCAAAAACACCAACUCUCCUUGGAGAAGGGUGAGAUCAGACUGGUUCAUAUCCAAGCGCGGCUAGCACAGUGCUUCUACCUACUAGCACAAUCAAGGCUUAACCACUGCUGGACGCUUUUUGGUAUUACAGCACAAUUGGCCAUGGCACUUGGUAUUCAUAGAAGAUCCCGAGUGGCUCGCAACCCGUCUGAUUGUCCAGACUAUAUUGACUCGGAGUGUCGAAAACGUACUUUCUGGUGUGCGUACAGUCUUAACACCUAUCUCAGCGCUGCUUUGGGACGUCCAAUGACUUUCCAUGACGAAGACAUUGAUCAAAAAUUGCCGCUUUCCGUUGUCGAUGAUAAGCUAUGCCCAGGAUGUGGGAUGAAUUCAACAGAAAGUGGUCUUCCGAUAACAUCAGCUCCAGUUGCGCAAAUCAAGCUCUCGAGGAUAGUAGCCCGGGUUCUACGAAGCCUUUAUGGCAUCAAAUCUAUUUCAACUGAGGAGCACCUCACACUUGCUGCAAGGUUCGAUGAAGACUUGUCCGAAUGGCGAGAGCCAAUUUCCUACCUUCUUGACACGGUCGGAUCUUCAACCUUAUUUGUCAAGCUGGUUCUUAGGCAACGCGACCUUCUCCAGCUCGCCUUUUGGCACGCCCAGAUACUUGUUCACAGACCACUCCUCAUCAAUUCCAUCAAUAGCUUCUCUGGACAUGUUCAAGAAAAUGGCAGUGGGCGGUUGAGGUAUGAGGAGAUUCGAAAAAAUAUUCAGCGUUGCGUGGACGCCGCCACAGAGAUCGCGAAGCACAUCAACCACAUCAACGAUGCCGGCGAGCUCUACAGUACGUUGUUUUUCAUCCCGUACUACGGAUUUUGUGCAGUAGUUAUACUCUACGUUUUUGCAAUCCAGCGACGUACCGAGGCACCAGAGACCUAUCUGGAUUGUUUCCAAUUGCGCCUCGAGGUCCUGCGGAACAAUACUUAUCUCGCGUCUGUCUCAACUCCUUUAGCUGGAAAUUGUUCGACAUCAAAUGAGAACAACGAGAUCCUUCCUGUAUCAUACCGGAGGUCUCAAUUAAGCCCCGAGAUUGGUACCAGCGGCUCGCGACUUGCUGUUGAACAAGCUGCCGAAGGCGCGCCCCAAGGUGCGAUCGAUUUUUUCCAUGCUUUUGAUGUCGGAUUUUUCAACAUGACAAACUGGGCGCAAUUCGAUUCACUGGUUACAGGUGGGACUGGAAAUCUUGAUGCGUUCGUUCACGACGACUCCGCCGAUCUUUGGGACCAGGGCAGCGACGUAAGGCUCAAUCCCUGA